ACGUUUUAUUCGUAAGCUUAAUGUUGAGAUAGGAGGACCUCCAAGAAAUAAUCUAAAAAUUACCGUUUAAUUACAUAGUUUUGUUGUUUAACAAAAUAAUAUUUUUGUUAUAUUGUAAAGGACAUUGUAUAAACAGAAUAGAUUUGUAAAUUGUUAAAUAAUUGUAUCUACAAGAAAAGUGGUGACAAAAAGAAAAUGGAUAACACUGUUAAAAAUGUAACGUUGGCAGAAACAAUAUGGAGUUUCAAAGGGAAAGUGGAUUAUGUCGACGAUUGGUUUCUCAUGAAGAGUCCAUUCCUUUUAAUCUUCAUCACGUCAUGUUAUCUGACGUUUGUACUGAAAGUUGGACCGGCCUAUAUGAAGGACAGACGUCCGUUCAACGUUACCAAGAUUCUUAUAUUGUAUAAUACCUUCCAAGUUUUAUACUCUGUCUACUUGUGUAUUGAAGGUACAGAUUUAAUUUGGUUCAACGGACUGUUGUGCCCAUCUUGCCUCAUGGACACGAAAGAGAGUCGCUACUUGAUAACAUCAAGGACCUAUUUUUACUUUCUGGCCAAGGUCUCCGAGUUGUUAGACACCAUUUUCUUUGUCCUCCGUAAGAAGGACAACCAAGUCACCUUCCUCCACGUGUACCAUCACUCGCUGAUGAUGUGGUCUACCUGGCUGACUCUGAAAUACGAACCGACGUACAACACCAUAUUCCUGGGCACGCUUAACUCCUUCGUGCAUGUGAUUAUGUACACUUACUAUGGUUUGUCGGCGUUUCCCGAAUUGGAAAAAUACCUCUGGUGGAAGAGGUACAUUACGAAAAUGCAACUGACUCAAUUCGUCGUGAUCCUGCUGCACGCAAUGGCCAACCUGAGGUACUCCGGUUGUCCGCCAUCCAAUACUUUGCUGAUAACUAUUGUUGCGAAUGUGAUCAUAUUCAUAUACCUGUUCGGUAAAUUUUACAUCAACGCCUAUAUGAAAUCAAAGGGCAAAAAUGUGAAAUUGAUAAAUAAUAAUAAUGUGACUCAUGAUAUAAAAAGCAUGAAAAGCAAAUAAUUUUUCGUUUCUUUCAUUUCAAGUUCCUG
Messenger RNA from Bicyclus anynana (squinting bush brown), 1073 nucleotides. Its product is annotated as elongation of very long chain fatty acids protein 7. Bases 196 to 1044 code for a protein of 282 amino acids. NCBI's taxonomy places the organism in Eukaryota, Metazoa, Arthropoda, Insecta, Lepidoptera, Nymphalidae. Gene Ontology annotation, molecular function: fatty acid elongase activity. The record is from RefSeq and is a predicted model, not a curated record. Gene Ontology annotation, biological process: sphingolipid biosynthetic process; fatty acid elongation, saturated fatty acid; very long-chain fatty acid biosynthetic process. The transcript has 5 exons. Gene Ontology annotation, cellular component: endoplasmic reticulum membrane.